Bubalus bubalis (water buffalo) is the source of this 3791-nucleotide messenger RNA. It is a transcript of the gene FADS1, whose product is annotated as fatty acid desaturase 1. Gene Ontology annotation, biological process: lipid metabolic process. Gene Ontology annotation, molecular function: oxidoreductase activity, acting on paired donors, with oxidation of a pair of donors resulting in the reduction of molecular oxygen to two molecules of water; heme binding. The transcript has 12 exons. Lineage: Eukaryota; Metazoa; Chordata; Mammalia; Artiodactyla; Bovidae. The record is from RefSeq and is a predicted model, not a curated record. Bases 150 to 1532 code for a protein of 460 amino acids. Gene Ontology annotation, cellular component: membrane.
GAAAACCCGGUGCGCGAGCGGGGGGGAUCCGGACGCGCACCAGCGGACCGGCUACCGGAGCCUACGAGGCCGGCGCGCGCUACCCCGAGGGGCCUGUGCCCGCGCCUGACCGCAGCCACCCAGCUGGCGCGCGUUGUUGCCCGGCCCCGAUGGCCCCCGAGACCCCGGCCCAGGGGCCGACCCCGCGCUAUUUCACCUGGGACGAAGUGGCUCAGCGCUCUGGACGUGAAAAAGAGCGGUGGCUCGUGAUUGACCGAAAGGUGUACAACAUCAGUGAAUUCGUCCGCCGGCAUCCCGGGGGCUCCCGGGUCAUCAGCCACUACGCGGGGCAGGAUGCCACGGAUCCCUUUGUGGCGUUCCACAUCAACAAGGGCCUUGUGAGGAAGUAUAUGAACUCCCUCCUGAUUGGAGAGCUGUCUCCGGAGCAGCCCAGCUUUGAGCCCACUAAGAAUGUGAGACCCUGUGGUGAUGGAGGGGCAGAGGGUAGAAGACAGGCCUCCAUAUGCUCACAGAAAGAGCUGAUUCAUGAGUUCCGGGAGCUGCGGGCCACGGUGGAGCGGAUGGGGCUCAUGAAGGCCAACCCUGUCUUCUUCCUGCUGUACCUGCUGCACAUCCUGCUGCUGGACAUCGCUGCCUGGCUCACUCUCUGGCUCUUUGGGACGUCCUUGGUGCCCUUCCUCCUGUGUUCCGUGCUGCUCAGUAUAGUUCAGGCCCAGGCUGGCUGGCUGCAGCAUGACUUUGGACACCUGUCUGUCUUCGGGACCUCUAAGUGGAACCACCUGGUACAUCAUUUUGUGAUCGGUCACCUGAAGGGGGCCCCUGCCAGCUGGUGGAACCACUUGCACUUCCAGCACCAUGCCAAGCCCAACUGCUUCCGCAAAGACCCCGACAUCAACAUGCACCCCUUCUUCUUUGCCCUGGGGAAGGUCCUCUCUGUGGAGCUCGGGAAACAGAAGAAAAAGUACAUGCCCUACAACCACCAGCACAAAUACUUUUUCCUGAUUGGGCCCCCAGCCUUGCUGCCUGUCUACUUCCAGUGGUAUAUUUUCUACUUUGUUAUCCAGAGGAAGAAGUGGGUGGACUUGGCCUGGAUGAUCACUUUCUACAUCCGAAUCUUCCUCACUUACGUGCCGCUGUUGGGACUGAAAGGCUUCCUGGGGCUUGCCUUCAUGGUCAGGUUCCUGGAAAGCAAUUGGUUUGUGUGGGUUUCACAGAUGAACCACAUCCCCAUGCACAUUGACCAUGACCGCAACAUGGACUGGGUCUCCACCCAGCUCCAGGCAACAUGCAACGUCCACAAGUCAGCCUUCAAUGACUGGUUCAGUGGCCACCUCAACUUCCAGAUUGAGCACCAUCUUUUCCCCACGAUGCCUCGACACAAUUACCACAAAGUGGCUCCCCUGGUGCAGUCCCUGUGUGCCAAGCAUGGCAUAAAGUACCAGUCCAAGCCCCUGUUCUCAGCCUUCGCUGACAUUGUCCACUCACUGAAGGAGUCUGGGCAGCUCUGGCUAGAUGCCUAUCUCCACCAAUAACAGCCGCCUCCCUCUGCAAGAAGGGUUAUGGCACCAAAGCAGACGGAAGCCUGGGGGCAAUGCCACUACAAUCCUAAUAUUCAGAGGGGGUGGGUUUGAGGAGACAACAGGUUUGCACUCAAACCCCUCCCCUUUAUUUUCCAGGCAUAGAUCUAAGACCCAAAGGGGUGGGGGAAACACACAAGCCCCCUGAAAGGAGGGGUGGAGCUUCUGGGACAGGGCUGAGUCUUCUUUCUUUUUUUUUGUUUGGCAGAUGCAGGUGGCUGGUGAGCUAAGAGGGAGGCAGGAGGGUAUGGGAAUAGGGAAGGUCUACUGAGCCCAGAAAUCAGGAAGAGAUUCAGCACUGAAAUUUCACCCAGGAAGGGGAGGCGCUCAGCCCACUGGUCCACUUCUUGGUGCCUUCUCUACCCUGGCUUGCAAACCUCAAGAGGUUCACAGGCUGGAGGAAGAUAGAGCAGCUGAACCGCCUGGGCAAGAUUUAGAAUUCUGAGGCCUGGCAUAGUGCGUGGCCUGGGAGCUCAACUCACUCUAGGGCUAGGUGUGACCCAUGCCUGCUUCAGACUCUUCAAGAAGCAGUUUUUCCACUUUGAGAAGCAGGGUGGCAGAGGGGAGCAGAGGCCAGGGCUGUGCUGUUGGAGGUGUGCAGCCCUGAAGGCUGCUAACGCUACUGGAUUUGGUCUUGUGUUCCAUCUAGGGUACCAAGGGAGCCUGAGGCUGCCAGUGGAGUCGCUGGCCAUUAAAAAUCCUUUCAGCUUUUGACUGCUUCUCUUAACUAUCACCCAAGGGACAGAACACUCCUAGGAUGCAGAGUCUACUUCUUGCUCCAUAAGCAAGUUGGGCACGUGGGGCACUCAGUCUUCUCCAUAGAAACAAACUGGGGCUCCCAGUGGUUUCCCUGUACUCCCCUACUUGUAAUUCCAAAUUUAGUAAAAAUAGCAGUCAAGUGAGCACAAGUGACCAGGCCGGGGGAGAGACUGGAAUCACUAAUCGUGAUGAAAACACAAGAGUUCAGUCACAAAGAACAUAAUGGCUCUAAGAGAUUUUCUAUAACAAAUUAUGUUACAGCAUCACUUUUGAGCAGGGGCAUUGCUCAAAAUGACUUAGUUCUUAUCAGAAAUAGGAAGAUAAAAAACAGAAGUCUGACCAUCAUGGCUGUCCUUUAGAAUCCUUACUCUGGCAACUAUGUUCAAGUGUCUCUCUCUGCUGGAGACCAGGUAGGAAUUUAGGAGAAUCUCUUAAAAGUGUAUCAGUCUAACACUGAAAUACAAUUUUUUAAUCCCGUUUCCCCCCCCCCCCCCCCCCCCCAAAAAAGAUUGAAAACAGUUUAACCCAUCUCUAGAGAGGGAAUGCCGGGACUGUGCCCCACAGGUUAUCAGCAUUCACAUCCCCACCCCCACAGCCUUUCAGUUCAGGUGAUAUCAAUUCACCUGUUCAACAGCAUCUUCUCUAAGCAUACUGAGUAUUCUGGACACUGGAAAGAGAACCUUAAACUAGAAGAAAAAAGCAGAGACCUGGGAGCAUUCGUAUUUAGUUUAGGAAGAGAAUGGCGAAGAGAUGAGAGUGAUAAUCAGGGCGAUGAAGGGCCUAGGGCAUGUUGGGGUGGGGUUAGAGGCACCACCUAACAGGGUUUGCAGUUACUUAAAAUAGACUUUUACAUACACACACACACACACACACAGGAAACCAGGUUACAGAUUUUAGAUCUUUUCCAUUGGGGCAGAACAACUGAGAAGCAGAUUGGAGAGUCUGCUUUCACUGGCUCUUCACUCUAGAAUAGGUUCUAAACCUAGCCUAUUAGGCCACCUGGCUUUGGGCCCAGGCUGCCCAAUCUGAGCAAAGCUAGUGGGUCUUACUGAGCCAAGUCCAGGUCCUCAAAGCACUUCAACCACUGUGGCCUUCUCCCCUUAUUCUGGCCCAGUGUGGUCUCACAUGGCCACAAAGGGACAGACGAGUAACAAAAAGCUCAGAGCUGCAAGAUAACAUGAGAGAUCUCACAAUGACAGGAUCCACACCAUGACAGGAGAAAACAGGAUGAGAGAGGAUACAUUGCCUCUCUGGUCAUAGAUGUGGCAGCACUAACAUUUGAACUCACUUUUUAACAACUCCAACUUCUAGGCUGUCUUGUUACUUUCCUCUUCCUACCACUCUGCCACAGGCCUUUUAAGUAGACCCUGUUGUCAGUAUCCUUUUUGUGUGUACCAGUGUUGUUACCAUGUGCCGAUGAAAUCAAACUGAGAAAUAAAAGUUAAUUUGACCAAA